Molecule: messenger RNA, 1500 nt
Organism: Laccaria bicolor S238N-H82
Lineage: Eukaryota; Fungi; Basidiomycota; Agaricomycetes; Agaricales; Hydnangiaceae
Product: MFS Git1p-related glycerophosphoinositol and glycerophosphocholine permease
Exons: 19
Coding region: 1-1500 (499 amino acids)
Biological process (GO): transmembrane transport; carboxylic acid transport
Cellular component (GO): plasma membrane
Molecular function (GO): carboxylic acid transmembrane transporter activity
Source: RefSeq, a predicted model, not a curated record
AUGGCGACCACAAGUUUCAAGGAGCGUCUUAAAAACGUCUCCCUCAUCUUCGCUUGCGGUACUGCUCUAUUCUCAGACGGAUACGCUAAUGGUGUGAUUGGAAGUGUGAAUACACUGUUAAGCCGCAUAUACGGGGCAGAUGAGCUCGCGCACCACAACUACAGCCGCAUCUUGACUAGCGUCGCUUUUGCCGGAACGAUCGUGGGCAUGCUGACCUUUGGUUAUCUUUCGGAUAAGAUUGGAAGAAAAUUCGGGAUGCCACCGGCAUCGUCGCUCUAUUUUCCCUCCUAUCAUCUGCUUCUGCUGGUGCUCACGACAGUACAGGUGGACUUCUCAGUAUGCUUAGUGCCAUGCGGUGUGUAUGACGGUCACAGGCAGAUCGAACAAUUGCAAUUUACAUGUCGAGUCAGUUUCCUUUUAGGAAUCGGUAUCGGUGCGGAAUACCCUUGCGGCUCCGUUUCUGCUUCGGAGCAAUCGGAGGAAAAGGGUAUUCAGAAGGACGCUCAGCAUCGGUGGUUUGCUCUCGCUACGAAUGCGAUGAUUGAUUUCGGCUUCGUCAUCUCAGCAUUCGUGCCUCUAGUCCUAUUUUGGAUCUUUGGCGAACACCACCUUCGCGCUGUCUGGCGGCUUUCUUUGGGAUUGGGGGUUGUCCCCGCACUGGCUGUGUUCAUCUGGCGUUUGUCCAUGGAAGAGCCUACCCGGUACCAGAAGGAUUCCAUGCAACAUGCGAAAAUACCAUAUAGGCUUGUCUUUAAGCGCUACGGGGGCUCGUUGGCUGCUAUUUCGGCUACGUGGUUUCUUUAUGAUAUCAUCUCGUAUCCUUUUGGGAUAUACUCCUCCAUCAUCGUUGAUCGCGUCACCGGCGGAUCAUCUGCUUUAUCUGUAGUCUUCGGCUGGAACGUCAUCAUCUAUCUGUUCUAUAUGCCUGGUACGAUUGGAGGUGCAUUUAUCGUUGACUAUCUCGGCCCAAAAUGGACCAUGAUCACUGGUCUCCUUUUUCAAGCGUUCAUUGGGUUUAUCAUGAGUGGACUCUAUAAACAAUUGACGGAGCAUAUUGCUGCUUUUGCUGUUGUGUAUGGCGUCUUCCUCAGUUUCGGAGAACUGGGUCCUGGUAAUUGCCUGGGAUUGCUGGCUAGCAAGAGUAGCCCCACUGCUGUGCGAGGGCAAUUUUAUGGCAUUGCGGCGGCCAUUGGGAAGGUUGGAGCGUUUAUUGGAAUAUGGAAUUUCGGAGGAGCUAAUACUGAUAGAGGAAAUACCGGCCCUUUCUGGAUUGGGAGUGGUUUCGCUGUCCUUAGCGCUCUUAUUACGUUGUUUUUCAUCCGACCUCUUUCGCAUGAUGGAAUGGUCGAGGAAGACCGUGCGUUCCGCGAAUACCUGGAGGCGAACGGUUAUGAUACGAGCACGAUGGGGUUGAAGCCCACAGAUGCAGAUUUUUCGGGUUCGGUUGAUGAGAAGGAUUUGGAUGGUGAUGCGAAGAUUGUUGGUGGUGUAGCGGCAUAA